Messenger RNA from Cooperia oncophora, 240 nucleotides. Lineage: Eukaryota; Metazoa; Nematoda; Chromadorea; Rhabditida; Trichostrongylidae. The record is from the annotation of a GenBank genome assembly.
AUGCUCUUCGCUUUCGUAGCAGUGUGCCUCCUCCUGGUGACAGUCGGCGCUGAGGGGACUACAAGUCAAGAAAAUGUACCACAUGUGAGAAAAGUGAACAAUAUACUCAUGGGAUUCAGAAAUGAGGCUCAAAGGAACUUGAUUUCGAACCUUCCUCCACACACGAAGGUUGGAUGCGACAGCUUCUACAAAGGAACCGUCAUGACAGUCGCUUGUCUCUAUGAGAAGCGUUUGGAUUGA